AUGACUGGGAGGAGGAACUCCCAACAGAGAAAAGACCGAGAGUCAGUGUCCUCUCCCACAGAUCUAAUGGAUAUGGAUCUAAGCACCAUGUCAGAAAUAGAUUUCAGGGUAGCAGUUAUGAAGACAAUAGUCAGGCUGGAGAAAAUUAUUAAUGGCAACAUAUAUUCCUUAAUGGCAGAAAUGAGAGCAGAUCUGCAGAGAGCCCUGAGCAGCUCCACUGCUGCCGCCGGCCUAGUUACCAUCACACCCCGGGACAAGCCGCAGCUGCCACAACCGGCCCCAGUCACCAUCACCGCAACCAGGAGCAGCGAGGCCGAGACCCAGUAGCCGCCCGCCGCCCCACCUGCCGCCCCCGCUCUAAGGGCUGCAGACACCAAGUCGGGCAUCGCUGGCAGCGCCGCAGGGAGCGACGGCCCUGUCGGCCUCACACUGGUGGCGCCUGCUGGAGGGGACAAGAAGGUCAUCGCAACAAAGGUUUUGGGAACAGUAAAAUGGUUCAAUGUAAGAAAUGGAUAUGGUUUCAUCAACAGGAAUGACACCAAGGAAGAUGUAUUUGUACACCAGACUGCCAUAAAGAAGAAUAACCCCAGGAAGUACUUUCGCAGUGUAGGAGAUGGAGAGAUUGUGGAGUUUGAUGUUGUUGAAGGAGAAAAGGAUGCGGAGGCAGCAAAUGUGACAGGCCCUGGUGGAGUUCCAGGGCAAGGCAGUAAAUAUGCAGCAGACCGUAACCAUUAUAGACGCUAUCCACGUCCCAGGGGUCCUCCACGCAAUUACAAGCAAAAUUACCAGAAUAGGGAGAGUGGGGAAAAGAACAAGGGAUCGGAAAGUGCUCCCGAAGGCCAGGCCCAACAGCGCCGGCCCUACCGCAGGCGACGGUUCCCACCUUACUACGUGAGGAGACCCUAUGGGCGUCGACCACAGUAUUCCAACCCUCCUGUGCAGGGAGAAGUGAUGGAAGGUGCUGACAACCAGGGUGCAGGAGAACAAGGUAGACCAGUGAGACAGAAUAUGUAUCGGGGUUAUAGACCACGAUUCCGCAGGGGUCCUCCUCGCCAAAGACAACCUAGAGAGGAUGGCAACGAGGAGGAAAAUCAAGGAGAUGAGACCCAGGGUCAGCAGCCACCUCAAUGUUGGUACCGCCACAACUUCAAUUACCGACACAGACGCCCAGAAAACCCUAAACCACAAGAUGACAAAGACACAAAAGCAGCCGAUCCACCAGCUGAGAAUUCGUCUGUUCCCGAGGCUGAGCAGGGCGGGGCUGAGUAAGUGCCGGCUUACCAUCUCUACCAUCAUCCGGUUUAGUCAUCCAACAUGAAGAAAUGAAGAUGAAAUUCCAGCAAUAAGAAAUGAACAAAAGAUUGGAACUGAAAACCUUAAGUGCUUGCU
Molecule: messenger RNA, 1389 nt
Organism: Neogale vison (American mink)
Lineage: Eukaryota; Metazoa; Chordata; Mammalia; Carnivora; Mustelidae
Product: Y-box-binding protein 1-like
Biological process (GO): regulation of gene expression
Cellular component (GO): nucleus
Molecular function (GO): nucleic acid binding
Source: RefSeq, a predicted model, not a curated record